This is a messenger RNA of Drosophila subpulchrella, 833 nucleotides long. Its product is annotated as protein roadkill-like. The record is from RefSeq and is a predicted model, not a curated record. Gene Ontology annotation, biological process: regulation of proteolysis; proteasome-mediated ubiquitin-dependent protein catabolic process. Gene Ontology annotation, cellular component: nucleus; cytoplasm. Gene Ontology annotation, molecular function: ubiquitin protein ligase binding. Bases 151 to 750 code for a protein of 199 amino acids. The transcript is spliced from 2 exons. Lineage: Eukaryota; Metazoa; Arthropoda; Insecta; Diptera; Drosophilidae.
GGAUCAAAGGGGGCGCCAAAAUUCAUGAAACGUCAAAAAAAACGAAAGGCCUGGAAGUAUAAGUGAAAAAAAGUGAAACUGAUAACAAAAAUUGUUUUAUCUGGAAUUUUAGCGAGUCGCCCCGAUCCCGCACGCAUCCAGCAGAGAACGAUGUCCAACAGCCGUGUAUCCUCGCCACCCUCGCCCGGACCUGAUCCACCUGAGCCACCGUGCAAGCUGUCCGAGGAUAUGGGGAAUCUCCUUGACAACCCUAUUUUCAGCGAUGUCACAAUCUGCGUGGGCGGUCAAGAGCUCAAGGCGCACAAGGCCAUCCUGGCAGCUCGCAGUGCAGUCUUUGCGGCCAUGUUUCAAAUUGGGAUAGAGGGGCGAAAGGUGAAACGUUUGGUCAUAGCCGACGUAGUGGAUCCAGAGGCCCUAAAGGAAACGCUGCGUUUCAUAUACACGGGCAAAGCGCCCAAUGUGGGAAACAUGGCUGAUGAACUCCUAGCCGCAGCCGAUAGGUAUGCACUCGAAAAGCUGAAAGUGAUGUGCGAGAAGGAGCUGUGCGCCAAUCUCUCGGUGGAAAAGGCAGCCGAUACUCUUAUAUUGGCAGAUCUCUACAGUGCGGAUCUGAAGGCACAAACGCUUGAAUUCAUAUGUUCCCAUGCCAGCGAUGUGGUGGAAACCUCCGGAUGGCGAAAUAUGAUCGAUAGUCACUUACAUUUGGUAGCGGAGGCAUUUUAUGCGCUGGCCACCAAGCAAACGCAUUAGAAUGCGUUAAGAAAAUACAAUGCAAAAACUGCACGAACAAUAGUAAUAAGAACUUGAUAUGUGAUAUAUUUGUUGAUUGAACA